AUGGCAAAUUCAGGAUCAAAAGAUCAAGUGAAAAUAGAAAAUCUGGUAUUUGGCGGAGGAGGCGCAAUGGGCGCUGCCUAUGGAGGAGUUAUAAAGAUACUGGAACAAGUUGAAAUAUUGUCCAAUGUGAAAAGAUUUGCUGGAACUAGCGUUGGUUCUCUUGUCGCAGCAUUUCUUGCUAUGAAUUCCACGGUCUCAAACAUCGAACAAAUCCUGGAUACCAAUAUGGAGUACAUACUAAAAGAUUAUUGUUGUGGGUCAUGUAGCUGCAAUGAUCGAUGCUGUUGUGCUUGUACUUGUUGCUGCUCGUGUUGCCAAGAUUGUAUGGGUCGCACUACCUCGUGCUUUCUCUCCUUUUGUGGCUUCUGCAACCUCCUCUGUGGGGCUUGUUCCUGUAGAGAACCCUCUUUUGGAAUGUAUACUGGAAAUAAAUUCCUUAAGUGGAUUGGAACCCAGUUUGAAAUACUUGGUUUCCCCAAAACAGUGACGUUCAAAGAGUUAUAUGAGAAAAAUUGUAAUGAAUUGUGCAUAGUUGUGACCAACAUUAGCACACAUAUAGACGAAUAUUGUCACGUGAAAACAACACCAGAUAUGGAGAUAAGACAAGCUGUCCGAAUUUCUAUAUCCAUUCCAGUGUAUUUUGAGAACAUCAAAUUGAUGAAUGCCAAUUCUGGUAGAAAUGCGGUUUAUGUUGACGGGGGAGUCCUGUGUAAUUACCCAAUUAGCUGCUUUGAUGGAUGGUGGCUUUCAAUGAAACCAGAAGAUUCUUUUUUCACGAAGUUGAACGACAUUGAUAGAAUGCCCGAAAUAUAUGAGAGUAGAUUUAAACCUGAAAAUGAUGAAGAUUUAUUAAAAACUUUGGGUUUUGUAUUGUUCGCCGAUAAAGAAAGUAGGUUAUAUCGAAGACAUUAUCAUGGAGAGGAUGGGAUUAAUAAACUAACACCUGUAACAGAGCAACCCCCUAAACUGGACAUUCCAGAAACGGACUCAUUAAACGGACACUCUGAGGGAUUCUCUGUAUUGGAACAGUCUCCUAAACAAUUCAUUCCAGAAACAGAUAUAGUAGACGGAAACUCUGAGGGAUUCUCUGUAUUGGAACAGUCUCCUAAACAAUACAUUCCAGAAACAGAUAUAGUAGACGGAAACUCUGAGGGAUUCUCUGUAUUGGAACAGUCUCCUAAACAAUACAUUCCAGAAACAGAUAAAGUAGACGGAUCCUCUAAGGAUUCCUCUGCAACAGAGCAGCAUACUGAAUUGGAAAUCAAAAAAACGGAUACAACCGAUCAAGUUUUCAGAGACAUAAACACAAAGCUGAAAAGAAAAUUCUUGGCCUUGAACGAAGCCACUAGUGACAGUGAAAACAAAAAUUUAAUCACAUUUCUGAAGUUUGUUGCUGCUAGGAAUAGAGAAAACAAGCUAGAAAUGAAAGACUUCGUCGACGAACUGGAAAGGUUUAAAGGUCAACAGACAGACGUUUUUGAGGAUUUAUUCGGAGACAGAAGUCCAACACAAGUAUGGACAUACUUAACACAGAGAAAAUGUGGAAAGAUAGAAUUUUCAGACAUAAGUCGCUUCAUCACAAGGAACACCGGCUACAGUGUAGAUCAGUGGUAUAGUGGAUUCUCUUACAAACUUUCGGAAACACCAACAGAUUUCUUAGGCUCCGUACUCAAAACAAUGAUGCUGAAUUCAAGCAGAAUCUAUAUGAAGAAAACAGAUAUUCCAAGGACAGUCGGAAUAAACACAAAAUACAUCACAGGUCUAGACUUUGACCUGGAAGACGGUGACAAAAAACUUUUAGUACAGUGUGGAAGAGAUGCAACUGUAGAAUUCUUGAAGGCCCGAGGCUAUAAAUUUUAAAAUGUACAUGAAACGGAAAAGUGAUUACCACUCAAACUUUCGAUUACAUGUACAUUGUACAGACAGUUUUUUUUAGCGCAGUGUACCAUUUUUGUUGUUAGUGUCAUUUAUUAUACUUUGUAAUCAUACAGAUGCCGAAAAUGAUAAUUACUUUUAAACAUGUCUAUAAACGGAAUACCUCUGGUAUCUCAUAUGAAGAGGACUUCCUUUAAUUACUUUGAUAUCUUCAAAACUGGAUCUCUCUUUCAAGAUUUAUCAAAUGUUGAAAAUCA
This is a messenger RNA of Saccostrea cuccullata (small rock oyster), 2132 nucleotides long. RefSeq lists its product as uncharacterized. The record is from RefSeq and is a predicted model, not a curated record. The transcript has 14 exons. Gene Ontology annotation, biological process: lipid metabolic process. Lineage: Eukaryota; Metazoa; Mollusca; Bivalvia; Ostreida; Ostreidae. The coding region runs from base 1 to 1860 and encodes 619 amino acids.